AUGGACAAACCAUUGAGAUCGAUCCAUAUUGAACCACCACUACUCAAUUCCGCCAAUCCAUGGUGCUCUACACUGGAGCAACUGCAAGAGCUUUACGACUGCCCUCAUAUUGGUGCAGUGACCACAAGAACGUCAUUACUUGAGGGUUUUCCCAACGAUGAGAAAAUCCACCAAUUCGCUUUCUUUAAUUCGUCGACACACGAAGCUGGUCCCGCUAAUCCAGCAGGUCAAGAGAAGGUAGAUGCAAGUGGCAGUCUGAACACGCUCGGGUAUAGCCCGUUGCCGCUGAAAAAGUACCUUGGCUUCAUCAAGACAAUAUCGGAUGGUCUACCAGAGCCAACGUCGAGCUCAAAUAGGGUUAAGCCAUUCAUAAUUUCAGUCACAGGGGCGGUGGAAGAGGUCGUUGAGUGCUAUAAGCAGAUAUUCGAGCUGCAACAUCACGUUCGCAUGGCGCUCGCUAUGGAGGUCAAUCUGUCUUGUCCAAAUAUCCCAGGAAAGCCGCCACCAGCGUAUAGCUCGGAUUCUCUCCUCGGCUAUUUAGUUGCUCUGAAAAGGGAGAUUGGGCGGCAGGUAGAGCCGGUAACAGCAGGAAGGCAUACGCAUGUCGGCACGAUGCAUGUCCCGAUUGGCAUCAAGACACCGCCUUACACUUAUCACGAUCAAUACCAAUCACUGAUCAAUGCAUUGCUCGAAUCCGCGAAAGCCGAACCUGCCUAUCUUCCCUGUCCUAUCUCCUUUAUAACAGCGACCAACACCCUGGGCUCCUCUCUGCUUCUCCGGCCAAUCGCCGAACCUACAAUGACCUCUCCAGAACCCCAUGAAUACUUCCACCACGUUCUCAACUCAACAAACGGGACCGGAAUUGGGGGGUUGGCGGGCGCACCAUUGCAUCCGAUCGCGCUCGGUAACGUCUACACCAUCAAAGGAAUGCUAUUCCAGCACGACGAGCUCAACCACAUCUAUAUCAUUGGCGUGGGUGGUGUCGAAGAUGCCGAGGGGUACAAGAGAAUGAGAGCUGUGGGCGCAACAGCUGUAGGCAUAGGGACUGCCUUAGGUCGCAAAGGCAUCCAAGCCUUCGCAGACAUUACAAAAGGGCUACUAGCCUCCUGA
Didymosphaeria variabile is the source of this 1110-nucleotide messenger RNA. RefSeq names its product dihydroorotate dehydrogenase (gene URA1). NCBI's taxonomy places the organism in Eukaryota, Fungi, Ascomycota, Dothideomycetes, Pleosporales, Didymosphaeriaceae. Gene Ontology annotation, molecular function: dihydroorotate dehydrogenase activity. Gene Ontology annotation, biological process: 'de novo' pyrimidine nucleobase biosynthetic process; pyrimidine nucleotide biosynthetic process. Bases 1 to 1110 code for a protein of 369 amino acids. Gene Ontology annotation, cellular component: cytoplasm. The record is from RefSeq and is a predicted model, not a curated record. The transcript has 2 exons.